Messenger RNA from Paramecium pentaurelia, 1448 nucleotides. Lineage: Eukaryota; Ciliophora; Oligohymenophorea; Peniculida; Parameciidae. The record is from the annotation of a GenBank genome assembly.
UAAUGAAUAAUCCAGAAGUAAUAUAUGCUAACCUUACAGGCGAUUCAGAGCGUAAUAAUUUAUCAUAAGAAAAUAGCUUUUGUUACUGAUAGCUUAUGUGUAAAUUGUGAGAAACAAGGUAAAACUACAAUUUUAUUGACUAAAAUACCUAUGUUCUCAAAUAUUAUUAUUGUCUCUUUUGAUUGUGAACAUUGUGGAUAUAAAAACAAUGAAGUUUAAUUUGGUGGAGAAAUCAAAGAAAAAGGAAUUAAAUUGCAUUUAAAAGUCAAUGAACCUAAAGUAAUAAUUAUUUAGAUUUAUAGGAUCUAUAAAGACAGAUAAUUCGAUCAGAAUUCUGUAAAGUUUUAAUUCCAGAAUUAGAGUUUGAAAUGCCAUCCAAUAAGAAAAGUAGUAUCAAUACUUUAGAAGGAUUCCUUUAAAAUAUUAUUGAUGACUUAUCACAUGAUUAACCUAUAAGAAAGUUCACAUAAGUGGAAGUCUAUGAUCGAAUUGAAUAUAUUAUAGGAAAAUUAAAGGAAUUCAAAGAAGGUUAAGGAUUACCCUUUAAUUGGAUGCUUGAAGACCCAUCUGGAAAUAGUUUCAUUUAAAAUCUAAAUGAACUUUAAGAUGAUCCCUCACUCAAAAUAUAACAUUACAUUAGAACAAUAGAAGAGUUGGAAGCUAUGGGAUAUAGUGCUGAGAAUUAAAAAUAAGAAGUCUAAUAAUUAUAAUAAUAAUAAUAAAUAAUAACUGAUCCAAUUCAUUAAGGUACAGAAUAAAUAUAGGCUGGUGGAUAAAAUUUCAAUUAAUCAAUAGAAGAUUCUGUAAAGAAUGAAUCUAUCAAUAUUCCAACACCAUGUAAUGUUUGUAAGGAAAUGGGAGAAAACAAAAUGUGUACAGUUACAAUACCUCAUUUUAAGGAAAUUCUUAUAAUGAGUUUUAAUUGUGGAUUUUGUGGAUUCAAAGAUACAGAGGUUAAAGCAACAGGUGAGAUUAGUAAAUAAGGUAAAAUAAUAGAAUUGAAAUUUGAAAAUGAAAAUGAUUUAUGUAGAGAUGUAUUUAAAUCAGACACUGCUAAAUUGAUAAUUCCUGAAAUUGAAUUAGAAUUAGGAACAGGUACAUUAGGUGGAGUAUAUUCAAAUGUUGAGGGAUUAUUAGAAUAAAUUCUAACACGUUUAAGAGAUAAUGUAUAUAUUAUAAUUUAUUAGUAGAAUCCAUUUGUAGGUGAUAGUGCUGAUGAUAAUUAUAGAAAAAAGAUGGAAUCAUUCUUUUAGAAAUUAGAAGAAUUCAAAUCAGGAAAAUCUAAAUUUACUUUAAUAAUAAGGGAUUUAGUUGAAAACAGUUUCAUUCAAAAUCCUUACUAUCCAAAUGAAGAUACUUAAGUUAAAAUAACUCUCUUUGAUAGAACUCCAGAAGAUAACGAUGAAUUAGGAAUAGAUACAAUGAAAACAGAAAAUUAUCAAAAUUGA